Patiria miniata (bat star) is the source of this 716-nucleotide messenger RNA. RefSeq names its product DNA repair protein SWI5 homolog. Gene Ontology annotation, biological process: double-strand break repair via homologous recombination. Gene Ontology annotation, cellular component: Swi5-Sfr1 complex; Swi5-Swi2 complex. The transcript has 6 exons. Bases 75 to 452 code for a protein of 125 amino acids. The record is from RefSeq and is a predicted model, not a curated record. Lineage: Eukaryota; Metazoa; Echinodermata; Asteroidea; Valvatida; Asterinidae.
UCGUCCGGGACAUUUCUGUCCCGUUGUAGUUUCUGCACUCCGUCGCUUACUUGGAGCAGAGACAGGCCUUGUUGAUGCCUAAAAGAAACGACAAACCAAUAUUUCCAUCAAGGCACUCUCUUAGUGGCUCGGCAAGGAAACGCCUCAAACAUGACAAUUUCAAAUCUCCGGUGAGAGUUCAAACAGAUUCGUCAAAGCCUACAGAAUCAAAGGAGAAUUUAACAAAAGAAGUUGAAAACUUGCAACAAAGUGCCGAGGAACUACAAGCGGAAAUUGCGUCCCUGACAAAUGAGGGUUAUUGUGAGGAGGAACUUCAGACCCAUAUUGAGAAGAUGCACGAGUACAACGAGCUGAAGGACACUGGACAGAUGCUGCUGGGAAAAAUUGCACUCGUUGAAGGUGUGACAACCAAAGAUCUGUAUGAACGAUUUGGUCUCAACCUCGACGACUGACUGAAGCGUUCAGCGAAGAAGCCAUGACUUACCCCCGGGCGUCGCUGCCUUGCCCCCCACCCCGGACGCCUGCUUGAACUCCUCCUCCAUGUCCUUUUCCCUGGAGUGUUUGAGCAUCCCGUAGGCAGGUACGUGGUGGGUGGUGGAGGUGCGGACCGUCCGGCGAGAUGGCAGGAGGGAGGGGUUCAUCCCGCGAAGCAUACCCACUUCCUUCAGGACGUUGUUGCCGCCGGUGCUCGUGUCUGUAAGAUACCCAUUUUGAAA